This is a messenger RNA of Betta splendens (Siamese fighting fish), 1826 nucleotides long. It is a transcript of the gene wdr25, whose product is annotated as WD repeat domain 25. The coding region runs from base 109 to 1590 and encodes 493 amino acids. Gene Ontology annotation, molecular function: protein binding. The transcript is spliced from 7 exons. The record is from RefSeq and is a predicted model, not a curated record. NCBI's taxonomy places the organism in Eukaryota, Metazoa, Chordata, Actinopteri, Anabantiformes, Osphronemidae.
CCUUUGUUGUUAGUUGAAGUUAAGCAAUAUUACUUUUAUUCUGAAAUACGGUGCACUGCGUUUACAAGGAUGACUUAUGCGGGACGCUGGACUGCUGAUGUUUGACUGAUGCAAUUUAUUGACGGUUUGCCAGAUUGCGGGUUCCUCGGCAUGUCUUCGUUAGUGUCCUAUGAGGAUUCAGAGUCAGAAGAUGAAUCCGUGGAUCGCGUGACACUGGAGUCAUCAGCUUCUGUCCAAACCCAGGGUUCACCUCAACAUGAAACACACGUGCCUUGCAGACACUCUGGCCCUGAACAGACAUUGUUGGAAUUCAAUGAAAGUGUUUCAGAGCAUCAACGCCGCUGCUUUAACAGGAAGUGGAACAGAAUAGCACCAGAUAAGCAGUCUACACCUCAGAGCUUACCUGUAACUCUCCCUCAGAUGCCACAAAGACUUAGUGAUGGGUGGAACCCAUCUAAAAGACAUCACGCUGUCCCAGCCGGUGUCAGACCCUACAUUCCCAAGAGACAGCGACAGGCCACUCCGGUGGAGACAGUGGACCCGCAGCCUCCGCUAGAGCAGGUCUCAGGAAAUAAGACCCAGGAGAGGCAAAUUCUCUCAGAUGCAUCCGAGGCAGUGAAGCCGUAUCUUGGUCACAAGCCCGGUGCAGCAGGGAUUCCAAGGAGGCUUCAGAUGAGCCUGGGGGGCCACCAGGGCCCGGUCAACACGGUGCAGUGGUGCCCAGUGCCUCAUCUUAGCCAUCUGCUGCUGUCCGCCUCCAUGGACAAGACAUUCAAGGUGUGGGACGGAGCCGAGAGCGGGCGCUGCCUCCGGGUUUACACCUGCCAUUCGGGAGCCGUGCGCGACGCCUGUUGGACCCCCUGCGGGCGACACCUCCUCACCGGCUCAUUUGACGACACGGCUGCGAUAACAGAUGUAGAGACGGGGCAGCAGAUCGUCAAACUGGACAACCAGUUCAAGGUGAUGUGCGCCGUCCUGCAUCCCAGCCACCCAGACGUCUUCCUGUGCGGAGGCCACAGUUCAGCGGUCAAAGCCUGGGACUCUCGAAGCUGCAAGGUGGUGAAAGUGUACAAGGCAGGCGUCCAGCAGACCCUGGACAUCCUGUUCCUCAGAGGUGCCGUGGACUUCAUAGCCAGCUCCGACUGCGUGAGCAGAGACUCGGCCGACCGCACCCUCAUAGCCUGGGACUACGAGACCACGGCCAAGGUCUCCAACCAGAUCUACCACGAGCGAUACACGUGCCCCAGCCUGGCCCUGCAUCCGCUGGAGGACUGCUUUGUUGCCCAGACCAAUGGGAACUACAUGGCCGUGUUCUCCUCCCAGCAGCCCUAUAGGAUGAACAAGAGGCGGCGAUACGAAGGACACAAGGUGGAGGGCUACGCGGUGCAGUGCGAGUUCUCUCGGGACGGUGCCGUGCUGGCGUCGGGCAGCUCCACGGGCUCCGCCCACUUCUACGACUACCACAGCGGCCACGUGCUGCACACGCUCCGCGCCCACAGCCAGCCCUGCCUGUGCGUGUGUCAGCACCCCGUCCUGCCUGCCACCGCGGCGACCUGCGACUGGGCUGGAGAGGUCAAGGUCUGGCACUGAGGACUCAACAUGAGGUGGUGUCAGACACACAGUCUCAUUCAGUCCACUUGAAAUCAGCGAUGGAGAGUUUCUUUACAGCUUUUGGUAGGAACAGUGGUGGGUGAGGGGGGGCUCCACAUACGCAUUCACGUCUGUCUGUUCCGUGUGUAGUCACGUUUCUGUUCAACUCGGGAGUUCAUCAACAUCAUGCUUUGCAAGUUUUUGACAAAACAAAUAAAAGCACCUCCUAAUCAGCA